GUGUCUUCUCUCACAGGGGCGGUCUCAGUAACAUGCUGUUCCAGUGCUCCUUGCCAGACUCCAUAGCCAGUGUUGGUGAUGAACCUCGGAAAGUGCUCUUGCGAUUGUAUGGGGCAAUUUUAAAGAUGGCUUGUCCAUGCGAUCGUGCCUGGAGCACUCUGGUUUCCAGGUGACAGACACGAUUCACGAGGUCCUGUAAUAAAGAGGGAUCCGAACAAGCUCAGAAUGAAAAUGAAUUUCAAUUUCCACUGUAGGAGGCGCCGAGGAGACUGCUCCCAGCCCACAGGGGAGAGGACUACAGCAGAGGACACCUUGAGGGCCUUCGCUUGAGCUCCCCUGAGAGUCUCUGCAGUAUCGGGCUUCAGGUCAGACAGGGCUGCAGUGACUAUGCCUCCUAAGCCAAUGUGUUAAGAGGGUCAGAUGAGCAAUGAAAACAUUUCAUCUGCUAAACAGAGGGGGCCGAGGCGAUGGUUCUGGAGAGUGUUAUGUUUGCCAUUCUUGCAGAGAGGUCACUUGGGCCAAAACUCUAUGGCAUCUUUCCCCAAGGCCGACUGGAGCAGUUUAUCCCGAGCCGGCGAUUGGACACUGAAGAAUUAUGUUUACCAGAUAUUUCUGCAGAAAUAGCUGAGAAAAUGGCCACAUUUCAUGGAAUGAAAAUGCCAUUCAAUAAGGAGCCAAAAUGGCUUUUUGGAACAAUGGAAAAAUACCUGAAUCAAGUGCUAAGACUUAAAUUCAGCGGGGAGGCCAGAGUUCAGCAACUGCACAAGAUCCUUGCUUACAACCUGCCUCUGGAGCUUGAGAAUCUGAGGUCAUUGCUGCAGUAUACUAGAUCUCCAGUUGUAUUUUGUCAUAACGACUGUCAAGAAGGUAAUAUUUUAUUGUUGGAUGGCCAAGAGAAUUCUGAAAAGCAGAAGCUGAUGCUCAUUGACUUUGAAUACAGCAGUUACAAUUACAGGGGAUUUGACAUUGGAAAUCAUUUCUGUGAAUGGAUGUAUGAUUAUACCUAUGAAAAGUAUCCUUUCUUCAGAGCAAACAUUCAGAAGUAUCCUACCCGAAAACAACAG
This is a messenger RNA of Cricetulus griseus (Chinese hamster), 1064 nucleotides long. NCBI's taxonomy places the organism in Eukaryota, Metazoa, Chordata, Mammalia, Rodentia, Cricetidae. The record is from RefSeq and is a predicted model, not a curated record.